Molecule: messenger RNA, 951 nt
Organism: Trifolium pratense (red clover)
Lineage: Eukaryota; Viridiplantae; Streptophyta; Magnoliopsida; Fabales; Fabaceae
Product: annexin D5-like
Exons: 6
Coding region: 1-951 (316 amino acids)
Cellular component (GO): cytoplasm
Molecular function (GO): calcium-dependent phospholipid binding; calcium ion binding
Source: RefSeq, a predicted model, not a curated record
AUGGCAACCUUAACCUUACCUCCAGUGGUACCAACACCUCGUGAAGAUUGUAAAAAGCUUCACAAAGCUUUCAAAGGUCUUGGGUGUAACACAUCAAACGUUAUUCAAAUCCUAGCUCACAGGAAUUCAGAUCAGCGUAGCCUUAUUCAACAAGAGUAUGAAACUACCUUUUCUGAACCACUUUCUAAACGGAUUUCUGCAGAGAUUCAUGGCCAUCUAAAGAAAGCUUUGUUACUUUGGAUGCCUGAUCCUCCAAGCAGGGAUGCUACCAUAAUUAAAAAAGCAUUAAAAAAAUCGGUUGUUGAUAAUCAAGCAAUUACAGACAUAAUAUGUUCUCGUAAUCCAUCACAAUUAAGGAGAUUGAAAGAAGUUUAUCUAUCAAAUUAUCAAUCCCCUCUUGAACGUGACAUUGAAAACCAAACAAGUAGUGAUUACAAGAAGUUGUUGCUUGCAUAUAUAAGUACACCACGUUAUGAAGGCCCAGAAUUUGAUAAUCUAAUGGUAGAAGAAGAUGCCAAACUACUGUAUAAAGCAGGAGAGAAGAAAAUAGGAACUGAUGAGAAAACAUUUAUAAGGAUCUUUAGUGAAAGAAGUUCCACACAUUUGGCUGCAGUUAACUCUGCAUACAAAACUUCAUUUGGCAACACAUUAGAAAAGGCAAUAAAGAAAGAAACAUCUGGCUCUUUUAUGAGUGGAUUAUUGACCAUACUAAGAUGUGCUGAUAACUCUUCCAUGUACUUUGCUAAGAUUUUGCGCAAGUCAAUGAAGGGUAUUGGCACUGAUGAUAGUAGACUAACAAGGGUAAUUGUAACAAGGACUGAGUUUGACAUGCAACAAAUUAAAAUAGCAUAUUAUAAUAAAUAUGGAAAACCAUUAACACAUGCUGUUCGUUCAGACACAUCAGGACAUUAUGAAGACUUUCUUUUACAUCUCAUAGGUACUGAUUAUUAG